Messenger RNA from Ceratitis capitata (Mediterranean fruit fly), 3155 nucleotides. RefSeq names its product zinc finger protein 184. The record is from RefSeq and is a predicted model, not a curated record. Gene Ontology annotation, molecular function: DNA-binding transcription factor activity; RNA polymerase II cis-regulatory region sequence-specific DNA binding. The transcript has 9 exons. Lineage: Eukaryota; Metazoa; Arthropoda; Insecta; Diptera; Tephritidae. Gene Ontology annotation, biological process: regulation of transcription by RNA polymerase II. The coding region runs from base 954 to 2669 and encodes 571 amino acids.
UCAUUUAGUUUAAACUUAUUUCUUUUAACCCGUACCACUCUGUCUGCUACAGCAACCCUGGGUUAUUGGCCAACUCGCUGAUAACAACCAAUUAGCUCCAGAAAACAUUUCAAAUGCCUACUCUUUCGCACACAUUCCAAUCGGUUAACAACUCAACCGGCACCAUUUCACAAAUCCACUUGUAUGAGCGCGAUGCUUGCAUUGACAGCAACAAUUGCGCUAACGAGUAGUAGGGGGUACGAUUGCGGCGAGUAGAAAAAAUUUUUUCAUUUCCAAACUAGCACCGAGAAUGCUUCGAAUUCAUUCAAUUGCGAUAAAAAAGUUUUAUUAUUUUGAUUAGUCAAAGUCAAGGAAAAGACAGCAAGUAGUUGAAAGAAGAGGUGGUGAAAGCAAAAACAAAGUGGAAAACAAAUAUUUGAAAACAUAAACAUUGCGUUUUAAAUGGAAAAUAAGUAAAAGAAAAAAAAGCAAUUCAUUUAGAAAAAGUUGAAACUGCUGUGCCGCCAAUUUGUAACUUCAAAUAAGAAUAUUUAUUGUACAAAAAACUAUGCUGUAAAGCAGUGGAAAAAACGCAUACAACAUUAACAUACUCCUCCAGUAUUCUAAGUAGCAGCGAAGGUGCAUGUGAAGCGAUAAGCAAAAAAAAAAAUUUAGUGUACAAAAAAAAAUUUAAGCAAAAAAAAAAACGCUGUUGUUCUCUUGGCCAGAAUUUUGAAAAAUUGCACGACGUGGGUAUUUUUGUGGUUUUGGUAGCUUGUGGAAUAAAAACUUAAAAUAAUUGAAGAGUGCUCCGUACAUAGCUAUUGUGUGUGCAUAGAAAAAACCAGCAACGCUAAAGCGCGAGACCCCCUCGAUGUUGGAUUCCUUUGGAGUUAACGCAGUGCAUAGCAAGGCUAACGCAAACGCUGAAAAUCCAACGCAGGACAGAAUUAGACUCUCGACGAACAAACGACAUGGAAAGCAUCUGUAGAUUAUGUUUUCAACCAGCUGCGCUGUUCCAGGUACCCGGCUAUAAUAUACCCACAUGUGUCAAGUGUUCCGAACAUUUAACCGCUAACGGUUUCUAUCCAUCGGUACGCGGUGGCGGUUCUGGCGCUGUCACUCCCAGCGCCGUGGAUACGCAGAAUUUGGCAAAUGUUGCCGCUGUUGCAGCACAAUUGAGUAGUAACGUCGCGGCGGCGGCUGCUGGUAAUAAUAACGUUGCUGCCGUUAAUGCUUUGGCACAGCAAUUGCAACAACAACAUCAACAACAACAGCAGCAGCAGCAACAACAACAGCAACAGCAGCAACAACAACAACAGCAGCAGCAGAAUCAGCAACAGCAGCAACAACAACAUCAAUUACAAUCAACAAGUUCUUCCGAAAGUCUACAUUCAUCAUCCGAGAUUACGGAGAAGCAAAACCGGCAAAAUCGCCGCCAGGUUAAUUUGCAGAAUCGCGCGAAAUUAAAAACGGUCACAAUGUCCGCAUUUGAAUUGGAGAAGACCAUACAACAGUUAGAUGUGGACUUGAUUUUCAACGAGGAGGGCUCAUGUCCGCUGUGCAAUAAGACAUUUUCGCGUAAAUCUUCACUACUCACACACAUACGGAAUCACGCCGCAGAACGGAAAUUCGUUUGCAAUUUUUGCAAUAAAGGCUUCACGCAGGCGGCCAAUUUACGUAAUCACGAGCGUAUACACACAAACGAUCGUCCAUAUGUGUGUGUAGAUUGUGGCAAACAGUUCACGCAGAUUACAAAUUUAAACAAUCAUCGCCGUUUACAUACUGGUGAACGUCCUUUCGUCUGCAUCGAACCCGAGUGUGGACGCUCUUUUGCCCAGGUGACCAAUCUUAACAAUCACAUGAAGACACACCACAAAGUACAGCAGUAUUGUUGUAAUCAAUGUCCAAAAAAAUUCACACAAGUCACCUCGCUCAAUCAGCAUCUGCAAGCACACGCCGGCAUCACCGGCUACUAUUGUCCACGCUGUCCGGACAAGACAUUCAAACAACAAUCCCAAUUGCAUACACACAUGAAAUCGCAUGGCAUGGCCUUCCCUUAUGAGUGUAGCAAAUGUGAUGAGAAAUUCCUGCAGCAGGCACAUCUCGAUCAGCACUUGAAGAUGCACGAUGAGUUUAAAUUCAAAUGUGACAUCUGUCCGAGUUCAUUCAAUCAGGAGACGUUGUUGAAGAAGCACGUACAGCGACAUGUGGAGGGCAGGUACCUCACUUGCCCUGUGGCCAGUUGUAAUGAAGCAUUCGCUGUGCGCCAGCAUUUAUCAAAACAUUUGCUAACGAAUCACGCACACAACGAAUUGCCGCCGCCGAAACGUUCAAAAAAAUCGAUAACAUUGCAAUCGCCACAACAACCGUUGGCUAUGAUCGGACAACCGCUCUCCAUACAGCAUACAGCCGGCCAACGUAUGUGUUCGAAUACAGGAAGAAAGCGUGGACGGCCGCGCAAGAAUAAAGAACCGCAAAAUCCUCCCAUUAAAGUUGAGAUUAACGAACCGUUGCACAAUCAGCAUGUGAUUAGCAAUGCUAGUGGACUAUCCAUACAACAACAAAUUAGCCAACAUAUGCAACAACAGCAGCAGCAACAACAACAGCAACUGCAUCAACAACAGCAGCAACAACAACAUCAUUUGUUAGCAAAUCAGGUGAAAGCGCGCUUUAUACCCACCAAAUAGAGGAAGACGAGGAGGCGUAGGAGUAGGAAUAGCAGACGGAGGUAGCCUCGACGGCAUUUGGAGCAUAAUGUAAUAGCUAAAUCGCUUUAGAAUAUGCACUAAUUUGGGUUUUAUUUUUAAUUGUCGUUAAGCGAUUUUUUAGUUUUGUCGUUUGUGUAACAUUUUAAGGCUUUAACUUAAUUCUUUUUUUAUUCUCAUUAAUUUUAAUAUUAUUAUUAUUAUUAUUUUUUUAUAUAACAUUUAUAUACGUAUAAACAUAUAUGUUAUUGUAGCAUGUAUACUGAAUGAAAAUUUGCAAGUUGAAGAAAAGAGCAAAAGAAUUCAAAUUUACACAAAGUACAGUUAAGCGUUUAAGAAAUAUAAAAAAACAUACAUAAUAUGACUAAAAUUAAGUGUAAAAAUUUAUAUGCAUAAAUGAAAUGAUGCGUCUGCGAAAUGCGGCAAGUUUGAUAGACAAAUACAGAGAAAAUGAUUGUACGCACGAAA